AUGGCGGACAGGGCGUCUUCAAGACCAAGAGCUCAAUCUGAAGCAGCCAGACUCCGAGACGAAGAGCGAAUGCAAGCCCGCCCUUCACCAACACGCAGCGUCGGAGGUGGUAGACGACCCUCUGGACUGGCAACAGAAGGCUCGGGUCUGCGUCACCGUAACACAGGACUCUCUCGACGAAGCCGCACAAAUCGUGUAUCCAGCUUGUCAUCACGAACGACGCUCGCUAACCGCACAGGAGGCAACUUCACUUUUGCCGGGCCAGAGGAGACGUCUCAGCUCCGAGCGGCACAUGAGCCCUUUGUGCACCCCGGAUACACCGAUCUCAAUCCAGAAUAUGAGCAGCCCCCGAAUACGAAGCCAGUAUGGAGUUUGGCGAAGCCUCUGCCUCGGGUCGUUAGGCCGGGGAUGGUCCCAACGAAGGAGGAGAUUUUGCAGGGUCGUACGACUGAACGGCCACCAUUACCGGCAGAAAACUCACAGAAACAAGGGCUGGAUGUCGAUCCAAAUGAGUUGGAGGCUGGCCGGAUCGAGAAGGCUGAUCCGAAGAAGAUGGCGGCGCAGGUGGACGACGCGCGAAUACAGAGGGAGAACAAUUUCGUGAACAAGAUUCUGACCGGGGACGUUGGCACGACGAGGAUAUCGCGUACCUCGUCAACAGCAAUCAGACGGCCCUCCGGCGUUCAAAUUGAACCGCGCCCAUCAGAGCAACUCUCCGCAGUCCCAGAAGGUGAGGGCCACGAUUCCUCGCAGUCGCCCCCUGACGACACAGGUCAUGACCUAAGUGAUGAACCCCUCCAGGACGUACACAUCCCAGAGGAGCCCCCAUCACCCGAGAUAAGCCCCGAUCAGCUUGAUUUUGAUGAAGCUGCGUACCCGGAGGACCUGCACCCGCUCGUCCAGGACCUCGUCGAGGAAGAAGUUCACAACAACCACACAGUCUGGAGCGUCAUUCGCACACACCACCGCGAAGCCCUCGCCGAAUCUCUCGCAGUUUUCAUCCAGCUCACUGUUGGCCUCGCCGCAGAUCUCAGCGUCACCCUCGGCGGAACCACAAACCCCAAUACCACAGCCUGGGCCUGGGGUUUCGCAGCCAUGAUGGCAAUCUACAUCUCUGGUGGCGUCUCCGGUGCACACCUUAACCCAACCAUCACGUGUAUGCUCUGGUUUUAUCGCGGAUUUCCCAAGCGGAAAAUGCCAGAGUACUUUGCGGCCCAGUUUAUUGGCGCGUUUGUUGCCGCGCUUGCAGUCUACGGGCUGUACCACGACUCUAUAAAUGAAUAUCUUUCCAUCAGCACAAGCAGCACAAGCAGUACAACAAACGUCCUCAACAGCUUCGUCACAUCCCAACGCAACCCUUGGAUCAACCCGCAAACGGCCUUCUUCAACGAGUUCCUCGGUACAGUCGUGCUCACUGUGACCGUGCUUGCGCUGGGCGACGACCAGAACGCGCCACCAGGCGCAGGAAUGAACGCCCUGGUCGUCGGGCUAAUGGUGUACACGCUGAGCAUCACAUUUUCCUACCAGACUGGUGCUGCACUAAACCCAUCGCGUGAUUUCGGGCCAAGAUUAGCACUCCUAGCCCUAGGCUAUGGAAGCGACCUCUUCCUCAACCCGUACUGGUUCUAUGGACCCUGGGCAGGCAGCUUCUGUGGCGCCUUUAUUGGCGCCUUUCUUUAUGAUUUUAUGAUCUUCACUGGGGGUGAGAGUCCGGUGAAUUAUCCGUGGGAGAGGACUGAGAGGGCGAUGAAGCGGAGUAGGGAGAAGUGGGGGAGGAGGUUAAAGAAGGGCUUUAAGAGACAGAAAAAGGGCGGGCUUGAGAAGGAGGUUGCUGUAUAA
Molecule: messenger RNA, 1839 nt
Organism: Aspergillus nidulans FGSC A4
Lineage: Eukaryota; Fungi; Ascomycota; Eurotiomycetes; Eurotiales; Aspergillaceae
Product: MIP/aquaporin family protein
Exons: 2
Coding region: 1-1839 (612 amino acids)
Biological process (GO): transmembrane transport
Cellular component (GO): membrane
Molecular function (GO): channel activity
Source: RefSeq, a predicted model, not a curated record